Molecule: messenger RNA, 1509 nt
Organism: Spodoptera littoralis (African cotton leafworm)
Lineage: Eukaryota; Metazoa; Arthropoda; Insecta; Lepidoptera; Noctuidae
Source: the annotation of a GenBank genome assembly
AUGAAUGGGAUAAGCGCGACGGCUGACAAGCCCGCGACGGGCGUCGAGGCACCACUGAAAGAUGAACCCAAAGCCAAGAGAACUGGGGUUAAGGAGAAACUCAUGCAGAUUAGGUCGAAUAUAACCGUCGAACCUAUCAUAGCUUGUUACAUCAUGUCAAACGUAUUCUCAGGACUUGCAGUGCAGAAUUUGAAUUUGGAAAAGGCGUGUAGAGUUAAUUUAGGGUAUUCUGACGAAGUGUGUUCCGCGCUCAAUAGGCGACAAACAGAGAACUAUACAUUAGAGGAAUCCGAAGUCCAGAAGUUGACCGCGUCAGUGCAAGCGUGGAAAAAUAUUGUCCAAACUGCGUUCCCUUGUAUUUUAGUGUUGUUUGUCGGUUCGUGGAGCGACAAGACGGGGAAGCGGAAGGCAUGCAUACUGUUGCCUAUCGUAGGGGAAGUGUUGUGUUGCACGAGUUUCAUUCUAAACACAUAUUUCUUCUAUGAAUUACCUCUGGAAAUAACGGCCCUCUCUGAUCUGUUUCCGUCACUAACCGGAGGAUGGAUAACAGUGUGCGUCGGUGUAUUCAGCUACAUUGGUGAUGUAACCACAAAAGAAAUGAGAACAUUCAGAGUAGGAGUGGCCAAUUUGUGCAUGUCCCUCGGUAUACCUAUAGGCAUGUCCCUGAGUGGCAUUCUGCUGCAACAGAUCGGUUACUACGGCAUAUUUUUAAUAUCGAACUGUCUGUAUCUGACGAGUUUGAUAUAUGGAUACAUACGAUUGAAGGAUCCGAUCAUAUCAUCAGACAGACAACGAGAACAGCCCGUGGGAUGCAAAGCAUGGGUGUGUUCAUUCUUCGACGCUCGUCACGUCCGGGAGACAUUGACUGUCGCCUUCAGAACAGGUCCCCGGCGAAGGAGACUCAGGGUAUCCUUGCUCAUCGUCGUAGUUUGCGUUAUUUUUGGACCUUUGCAUGGUGAAAUGAACGUGCUCUACCUGUUUAUGAGGUACAGGUUCAACUGGGACGAGGUGCAGUUUAGUAUGUUCUGUACCUACAGUAUCAUUACCAACUUAGUGGGUACUCUAUUCUCCAUUAGCAUCUUCAGCGACUUCAUGAAACUGGAUGACACCGUAGUGGGUAUCAUCUCCUGCACCAGCAAAAUCCUCGCCUCCUUCAUAUUCGCCUUCGCUACCACUACCACCGAGAUUUAUAUAGCGCCUUUAGUAGAAAUCUUCAACGGGACAUCGUUCAUCGCAAUGCGAUCUAUUGCAUCAAAACUUGUGAACAGUGAAGAAUUAGGUAAAGUGAACUCUCUCUUCGGUCUGGCCGAGGCGAUGAUGCCCCUGGUCUACGGUCCUCUAUACUCUAGGGUAUACAUGGCAACCCUGACGGUGUUGCCAGGCGCUGUAUUCCUGCUUGGAGCCGCUAUGACUGUACCUGCUGUGGCUAUUUUCGGAUGGAUGUAUUUCGAACAAAGGGAAGACAACAAACAAGUCGAGGAGAUGGAGAACGUGAAUAAAGACGUGUAG